AUGUUGUAUCCCACAGUGGCUUUUCCAUGCCCUGGGAAGCCUGAGCUGUACAAACCCAUCUUGGUGAGACAGCCCUCAGAUCACAACGGCUCUGCAGCUGAGGUGGAGGCCAGCAUGACAGUUUCUCCACCAGCCUCCUACUCUCAUGAGCUGGCUGGAUGUACUAUGACACACCUGUGUCCCAUAGAAGAGGCCACAAUCUCCAAUGGCCACACAUCCCCUUCACCUGUCCAGGAUCCUCUGGACCAGCCAACCUCCCUGUGGCCUCUGCUCUGCUUGUCCACAGCUUAUCUCCCAGGAACCCAGACUCCUCUCCACCUGACAUUGCAAUCUGAGCUUCUGCACACUCACCUGGUCCAGAGGAUCCUGGACAGGGGCUGCACUGAUGUGCACCCCGCCAACGUGUGCCUGGGCUCCCCCACCACCCUGCCCACGUUUGUUCUUUGUCUUUUCUCCGUCGGAGAUUCUGCCAAUGCGGAGGGAGCGACAACCACUCAUGGUCUUACAAACGGCGUUACUGAAAACACCCGCUGUGGGUCUCGGGCUCCUACGAGAAAGAAGAACAUUCUUGCCAUGGAAAGGGGAAAUGUGAGCUUUCCCAACACUUUUGUCCUGCUGGGCUUCUCAGAGUUUCCCUGGCUGGAGAGGCCCCUCUUUGCAGUGGUCCUGAUCUCCUACCUCCUCACCCUGAUGGGGAACAGCUCCAUCAUCCUCCUCUCCCUGGUGGACCCCAGACUCCAGACACCCAUGUACUUCUUCCUGGACAACCUCUCUCUGCUGGACCUCAGUGUGACCUGUGCCAUUGUGCCCCAGCUGCUGUCCAACCUCUGGGGACCAGACAAGACCAUUACUGCCUGGGGCUGCAUCACCCAGGUCAGUAUUUUCAGCUGCACUAUCUGCACUGAAUGCGUCCUGCUGGGCAUGAUGGCCAUUGAUCGCUAUGUGGCCAUCUGUCUUCCCCUCCGCUACACUGUCAUCAUGCGUCCCUGGGUCUGUGUGCAGAUGGCAGCUGUAUGCUGGUCCAGUGGCCUGGCCAAUGCUCUGCUCCAGGCCACACUCACCCUCCAGGUUUCGCUCUGUGGUCACCACAUCCUGAACCACUUCUUCUGUGAGAUACCUGUGCUCAUCAAGCUGGCCUGCGGGGACACCUCUGCUAAUGAGCUGGCCCUCACAUUGUUGUUAAUCCCAUUUGGCAUGGUGCCUGUUCUCCUGGUGAUCAUCUCCUACACCUUCAUCUCCAGGGCUGUACUGAAGCUGCCUUCUGCUGAAGGAAGGCGCAAGGCCUUCAGCACCUGCAGUUCCCACUUGCUCGUGGUCACCAUGUACUUUGGACCAGGCACAUACUUGUACCUUCAGCCUUCAUCCAACAGUUCUCAGGCCAAGUCCAUGUCCUUUUUCUAUUGUGUUAUCACCCCACUGCUCAACCCACUCAUCUACACCCUGAGAAACAAGGAUGUGCAGAAAGCAUGGAAGAGGAUCCUGCAAUCCCAGGGCAGGGUGAAUAUUUUAAAAGCCGGAAGAUCUCUGCCCGUCUCUUGA
Fukomys damarensis (Damara mole-rat) is the source of this 1539-nucleotide messenger RNA. RefSeq names its product olfactory receptor 15. NCBI's taxonomy places the organism in Eukaryota, Metazoa, Chordata, Mammalia, Rodentia, Bathyergidae. Gene Ontology annotation, biological process: G protein-coupled receptor signaling pathway. Bases 1 to 1539 code for a protein of 512 amino acids. Gene Ontology annotation, molecular function: G protein-coupled receptor activity; olfactory receptor activity. The record is from RefSeq and is a predicted model, not a curated record. The transcript has 4 exons. Gene Ontology annotation, cellular component: membrane.